CCGCUCCAGAAGCUAUCGAAACCAAACAAUUUUUUUCAGUAAAAAUGUCGGCCUGCUGCGUGACUGGAUGUAAAAACCGACAUUCUUCUAGCAGUAAACUGAAGUUUUACAGAAUCCCGGCCGGAACCAGACCGUUUCAGGCGAACCGGAGGAAGUUAUGGCUCCAAAAGAUCCGAGAAGUGAACGGAGAGGAGAUCAGAGUAAACGCGAGAGUUUGUGGCGCUCAUUUUAUAUCAAAGGAAGCGUCCCCGGAGCACGACAGCCCUGACUUCGUGCCCUCUGUGUUUCCCUCCACUAAACAGAGCCCCAAGAGAAAAGUGAAGAGGGAUUAUGGAAGUAGAAAGAGGCGGCCUCGUGCAGCCAAAAAGAAAACGGAAGAAGAAACAACUUCACCUCGAGCUGAUUCUCCUGAGGAACUCCAGACUUCUGAUCUGUUUGAGGAACUCCAGAAAUCACCAACUCCAUCACUGCAAGAGGAAGGAGAAUCGUUGACUGAAGAGACUGAAACCACAUUAAGCCCAAACAAAACAGCGUCACCAUUUAAAGCUCCAACGGGCGUCCUACAACCAAAUAUGAGUCCCGUCGUGCUCCUGAAAAACGUGCUCCUGCCCGCCGGGGGGUUCAAGUGUGAGCAGUGCAAUCAGAACUUCACUAAUGUACCACAGCUGAUGAAACACAAGAAGCUGCAUGAAGGACAAGUAGAGGAACGAGAAGACGUAGAGGAACGAGAAGAAGUAGAGGAACGAGAAGAAGUAGAGGAACGAGAAGUGGUAGAGGAACGAGAAGAAGUAGAGGAACGAGGAGAAGUAGAGGAACGAGGAGAGGUAGAGGAACGAGAAGAAGUAGAGGAACGAGAAGAGGAGGAACAAAGUCAAGAGGAAGGAGAACAAAGUCAAGAGGAAGGAGAACAAAGUCAAGAGGAAGGAGAACAAAGUCAAGAGGAAGGAGAACAAAGUCAAGAGGAGGAGAUUGAAGAAAACGCCUCCUUCGUCUGUGAGUCGUGUGGAAAGAUGUUCUCGGGUCAGGCUCUUUUCUCCGAGCACCAGUGUGAGCCGUCGUUCCCGUGCAACAUGUGCGACCGAGCGUUCGCUACGAGCCAAAACCUGAAGCGCCACAAACUGCAGCACGUCAGAGACGACAGGAAGUGCCGAGAGUGCGGCACCAUGUUCUGCAAACGCCACAAACAGACUGUUGUCGUGUCGGUAGCCGAGUCUGCUCUCGUGUGGGAAGAGGAACCGACCAUCGUCGAGCCGAAAAAUGUAUAUCAUUCAGGAAGUGUCCAAAAGGAGGCCGGUCCUCCCGCCUCACACACUGUGAGCUUACCAAAGAUCCAUCGGAUGCUAAUACCUGUCCCGCUGUCAUUAGCACCCCCGCCUGUUGUCUGGUUAAAGCCACGCCCGUGCGACCUUCUUCAACUCUCAGUCAAACCUCUUCCCCCUCCACCUCCUCCGCUCAGACCCUCUCUGCAGCUCUUCUCUCCACGCUUCCUCACCUCGGCGCUCCUACAGGUGGACAGAAAUUACGACUACAUGUUGAGCAAACCCAUGCCGGUAAAGAAGAACAUUGUGAAGGAGGAACCGCGGGAGCUGCCUCUGGUUUCCCCCGCAGAGAUAAGCGUUGAAAACAUUAAGAAGGAACGAACUGCCUACGACAUGGAGUUCGCGAUCUGAUCUAAAUCUGUGAAGACACUUUAAAAACACAAUCUGGCGACUGUUCUUUGUUUUAUUGCAAUUGAACCUGAUGUUGUCAAACUGGCCUUUUAGCCUCAUCUGUAAGGUUUGAAGUCUCUCUUUAACUUAAGCUGCUUUCCAGACAAACCGAGGUAGAACAGUAACAGAGUAAAUGAAGUAUUAAAGUGUAUCAUGCUGCGGAGAUGGCCUGGCUUCACAUCAUAUACUAAAAAUCAUGACGUAAACAAUAGAAUUAGCUUUUUAAUGGAUAAUAAGUUAAUCGUGUAAAGGUCAUCGAUCGCAAAUCAUAUCACAAUUGCAAUAUCAGUCAAAGUAAUCAGACACAUUGCUUUCCGAAUUAUUUUAGCCCCUUCUCGAAGGUCAGGAUUUUCACAUUCGUCCAUUUUGAAUUUAGGGAGAUUUGGCAUCCGAAGGGUUAAACUCACUCAAAACCAUGACGGACAACAAACCUGAUGUUUCUCUGUCAAGUUGACACACAAUCUAACUCCAUAGUGCUGGCUCAAAUAUCUUUUUAGCACUUGUGAUAUUUCCCUGAUUUAUUUUGGUGCCGAGGAAAUCACUUUUCUCUCAAUGUACAUGCAGCACAGCUUUGAAGUGUACGAUGGCAUACUGUCAUUAAAUCCUGGCAUAUUUACUUUACGCUGCCUUUUCACAAUACCCCUGUUCUGUGACCUAAGACAACCACUUCUUCCUGACCUAGGAUGGAAUUCAUUCGGCUCGAGUUUACAAGCAGGAACUUCCACUUAUAAGAAUUUGGGAAAAGUUCAAGUCGUGAGUUGUCUGCAAAGCAGCAUUACAUCAAAGCAGGUUCUUAGUAUCAUUAAGCUCAAACACAUUCUGUCAAAUGCAUUGUUUGGGUUCGAUACUUUGUUCCACUUCUGUUACUGUCUUUAUGGCGUUUUUGAGUUUUGUAAACCUUGAAUGUAUCGCUGCACACUUCUCAUGUCUUGACUCACAUACUGUAGAUACUGUUUUACAUACUGCUGCUAUUUUGAUUUAGUACGUGUUAUCAGUGACUAGUUUUACACUGUUCUCUAAGUUAGAGAUUCUUUAAUGAACCUGGAUGGUGUCUGUAUUCAGCAGACUGUGAGAACAUUCACUUUGCUAUGAAUGAUAGCAUGAAUAUCAUUAUGUAGCAUCAUCUACCUCUGUGGCCAGCAACCCUUUGACACCGUUUGUUUUAUUUUGCAGAAAUGUGUCGCAAUAAGGGAUGCUUGAUAUGGAUGUAUUCAAGGAUGAUCACCUGCUUUUCAGUGCCAGUAGAAUAACUGAUGAUUUCACAUUUGUAUUUGUUUAAAAUCAUCACCUGGAGUGUAAUCUGAGUGUAAUGCAAAUCAAACGCUCCAUCUUUUGUACAGAAAGUCAGAAUUCUGGGAUUAGUUCUGAAUUUUGACCAAAAAAAGUCACAAGAAUUUACGACAUUCUGAAAAAAGACAGAAUUCAUUUUCCAAUCAUUUUUAAGGGUGAAAAAGAAUUCUGGAACAUUUUCAGAUUUUUUUUUCAACAACUCUGAGAAAUAAAAGACGGAAUCAUUUACUAAGAAGUCUUUGAAAAAAGUCCACUUUUUUUUUUUUAUAAGAAAAGGAAUUUUGGAAAAAGUUCUGAAUGUUUUUGUUUUCAAGAAUUUUGAGUAAAAGCUGAAAAAAUGUUUUCUAAGAAUUACGAGAAAUAAGACUGAAUUCCCUUUCUAAGACUUCUGGGGGAAAGUCAAAAUUCGUACUUUUCUUUCUCAGAAUCUUGACUUUAAACUCAGAAUGGUUUAAUCAGAUCUCACAUGUGUUCUGAUGUAAAUUAAAUCUAUGCAUCCUAAUUUGUAUCGAGUUGUAUUCACUCCACACAAGUAGUACAUCCUUGUGUGGAGUGACCUCUCAAAGUGGCAGAAAGCAAGCUGGUGUUUUGAGCGAGGAAACGUUAAUGUUCCUGUAAUUGCAGAUGCUAACAUAUCACCUCUGAUUAUCUGGUUCUUGUGAAUGUUUCAAUCAACUUUAUUAGUUUCAGUCACUGGAAGACAAUGUUAUAACAUCAAAUGUUCUCCUUGCCUCAGGCUGAGCCCACUGUCAUAGCACGUUUGCCUCGUAACACUGACAUUAAAACCAAACGAUAUCAUCCGAACGACUCUGUGUCCGCCUGACAUCUCUCCUCGCUGAAAAAGCCUAAUGUACAUUUAGAGAAAUACAAAUAAUUGUACUUUUAUUGUUACGUAAACACUUAACGGGUGGAUGUUUCUGUGGUGUAAAGCCUCUUCACAUCUCUCCAGAUGCAGGCACUAGAGAGAUUGUUAAUGUGACCCAAAACUCUUUCUCCUCGUCUUGGUCUGACCUCUUUACCCGUGUGUCAUCAAGCAUUCUGAACCGCUGCACAAUCCCAUUGUAGAAUAAAGCCCACGGUACAAUAACAAUAAAGAGCUUUUACGCCUUC
This is a messenger RNA of Gymnodraco acuticeps, 4109 nucleotides long. Its product is annotated as pinin-like. Lineage: Eukaryota; Metazoa; Chordata; Actinopteri; Perciformes; Bathydraconidae. The record is from RefSeq and is a predicted model, not a curated record. Bases 45 to 1670 code for a protein of 541 amino acids. The transcript has 5 exons.